CCGCUGUUACAAAAAGGUGCAGGUUUCCCGGGGAGUCAAACUCGGGUGAACGGUUGUUUAAGGAGGAUGUGAGAGGCUAAACUUUCGCAGGUUACUGUGAGACUGUCGCUCUGCGGUUAGCAAAAACAGCUACAUGCGGCUAACCGGAAGCAUGAGAGAGAAGAGGGACGGAAGAAUGGUGAAAGGCCCUUGGUGUUUGUCUGAUGGAUGGCGUAAGGAAAGAGGGAUCCACAAGCGGCUCUAGAACCGUCCCAUGGCCAUUUCCCCCUGAUGUCUCCAGCCACCUAUGGAAACAUAAAAACUGCUUCUCCUCAAAUGAGACGGCUUCCCUUCAUCAAAAAAAGAAAGAUAACAUUUACAUGGACAACCGAGAGGCUGUGCUGGACCUGAAGGAUGUCCCCCUGCCACCGCCUCCUCUUCUUCCUCAUUGUCCUUCCACAUCCCAACUAUCCCAGCCCUUUCCUUUGGCGCCUCUCCCUUUGCCUCCUACCUGCUUGCUACCCUCCCUGCAGCUAACGCCAGAUUCUCACCAACGACAUCCGCCAUCAAAACCGCAACAAGAAGGGGCUAGCCCUAAAGUAAGCAUUUGCACCCACUGUGACUACUGCAGCACAGAAGACUAUGGCUUGUUGGGUGGCACAGGUUUUGUUGGUGGCAGUAAUCCUCAGGCAGCACCAAUCAGCAGUAGAUUGGAGCAGUGUUCUGUAGCCCCAUCUACUUAUCGCUGUAACAACCUGAGCCAUGGAGGGGGAAGUCAGGCAUCUGAUCCUUUGUUCACUCUGGAUUGCAAACCUCAAUUGCCCUCUUCCAUGGCUACCUCUCAGUCUCCUUCCUUUCACCCGUACUUCCCCUGCUGCUCAGGACUUCUUCCGCCAUGCUCAGCUUUGCCUCUCCCACACAGUCAGCCCAGCACGUUUCCCUCUGCUUCACCUCUGUCCUCCUCUCCACCUGCUCCUGUGCAAGGCUCCUGCCUGGUUUCCUCUGGCUUUUACACGUGUGGUGUGGACUGCAGCACAUCAACCAGAACCAGAUCCCUAAGAACAACACUCGGUGAUCUCUCAGGCAGCACGACCAUUACCACUUCAACCACCUCAGCACACUUCUGCUCUAAUCCUAUGCUGCAGAAUGUAAAACACGCUGUUUGUCGCAAUGGGGGACACUUCUGCCAGGAGUGCUUGUUAAAGCCAAAGACUGCUCUGACUUCAGAGCCCAAAGUGUGGCCUGACGUUCCUGCACCUCUGACCGCUUCCAUCCCUGUUCCCAUUUGUAACGGCUGUGGCACGUCCUCUGAUGGCCUGAUGCACAUGCCGCCCCUCAACCAUGGCAUGAUUGGCUAUAAAUACGGUUCAGAGAAUAGUGGUCCUGAGAACAUCCCUCCCGUCGGUGUCUUCUGGGACAUUGAAAACUGCAACGUGCCCAGUGGCCGCUCUGCCGAAGCCGUGGUGCAGCAGAUUCGCAGCAGGUUCUUCCAGGGACAUCGAGAAGCCGAGUUCAUCUGUGUCUGCGAUAUCAGCAAGGAGAGUAAAGCGGUCAUCCAAGAGCUCAACAACUGCCAGGUCACCGUCGCUCAUAUCAAUGCCACGGCAAAGAACGCUGCCGACGACAAACUUCGCCAGAGCCUGAGGCGAUUUGCUGAUACCCAUGCUGCACCUGCAACUGUUAUUCUGGUGUCCUCGGAUGUGAAUUUCGCCAGCGAGCUGAGUGACCUGCGUCACCGCCACGGCUUCCAGGUGAUUCUGAUCCACGGCAACCACACGUCUUCGACUCUGCUGCAGCACGCCCACCGCCAUGUUCCCUUUCAGGAAAUCACAGCAGAUCUGCCACAGCGUAUGCCGGUCAAAUCACAGCCCAGUUUCAGCCUCCUCUAUGUGCACAACCUCCCCGUCAUCUGUGACAAGACCCUGCAGAACGCCGUGAGGCUCAGGCUUCGCCGCCUGUCAGACAACUGUGGGGGCAAAGUGCAGAGUUUGUCCCCGGGUGCUGCUGUCCUCCGCUUCGGCAGCCCCGAGGCGGCCGCACGCGCCCGCAAACGAAUGGAGAACGAGGAUGUAUUUGGCUACAGAAUCAACCUCUCUUUCACGCCAAGGCCCAGAGACGAAGUCAGUCCUGAGGCUCCGCUUCAGGCCAGACCCCGCUCCCUCCAAACCAAGGUGUCUGUGCUCGCCCCUUUCCCCUCCAUUUCCUCGUCCUCUUUUCUCCCCGUGGAGAAGCCCAGAUCACCCAGGAGGCCACGGCGAGCCACCCGCCCCUUCCCCACCUCUGCCCUAGUUCCCGAGAGGCCCUACAGCCCCAGGAGGGGGUCCAGUGGGCCUCCGGGCGGCGCUCCAGCCAAACCGCAUCAGGAGACUAACGUGGAUGCAAAGUCCAGGGUGGGCCUGCCCCACUUGGGUGGGGGGCGUGCUGCUUCCUUAUCACCCCAGAGAAAAGAGACGGGAGCCCUGGAGGAUCAGGCAAAGACUGGCCUAUCGGGAGAAUCGAAGCACAAGAAGAGAGAGGGCUCCAGUCCUCGAAGUGUAACCGGAUCGCCAGCAGCGCAGAGGGACCAGAGCUCGGACGAGUUCAAGAUUAGCACACCCUCAGCCUUCAGCAAGCUGAAUCUGAACAGGAGCUUCAGCCCCCUCGUCCCGUCUCAUGGGUCCUGGUCCUCCCGGAGUGGAUCCCCCUGCCUGUCCAGCCGCUCCUCUCCUCUGCUCACGACCGCUCCCAACGCUUUCUCUGAGGGUCCGUCCGAGCCUUUCUCAGAGGGGGCGGAGCUUCAGGUCGCCAACCUUGACUACAGGAUGUCCCGCAAAGAUCUGCAGCAGAUACUGCAUGACGCCUUCUCCCGUCAUGGACAGGUGAAAGCUGUGAAUCUGAGCCCGCACACGGAUUACCAGCUGAAGGCCACGGUUCAGAUGACGUUCCUGCAGCAAGCCAUCAGUGCCGUCAGCGGCCUGCACCGCUACAAGAUUGGAAGUAAACGCAUCCAGGUGUCUCUCAUUACUGGUGGCAACAACAAAUCUCUUUCCUUGCUCAGCACUGAGAUCAUUUGUGUUCUUCAGGAUGCUCCUGCUAAUUGCCUGCCUCUGUUCAAGCUAGCUGAGAUCUAUGAGAAGAAAUACUUGCAUAAACUCGCCAUUGGUGAGCUGUACAAGUUAUCGGACGUGCUCUCGGUGAGGGAACAAGGCGGCUCCAGGCUGGUGUGUCUCCUGCCCAGCAUCCAGAUUCGUCAGAGUCCACUGGGAUCUUCCCAGUCACAGGAGGGUUCGUCCUCUGCAAGCGGGAGUCCUGUUGUGUUUGAGGAACUCGAGUACCACGAGCCUGUUUGCAGACAACAUUAUGCUAAGCAGGACUUCAGCGAGGCAGACUUUGACCCCGAGUCCUAUAAAAUCCCCUUUGUCAUGACGUCGCUGAGUAGUUUGUCCACUGAAGUCCACAGUCUGCUACAGUUGCAUGACGGCACUCUUCCACUGCUAAGUUUUCCAGACUGCUAUGCAGCAGCUUUUAGCCCUCUGCAAGUUGGCAAUGAGAAUCUAGAGGACGGUGUUCCUCUGGAGCAUCUCAUUACCUGCGUUCCCAGCAUCACCGUCGUCACGGCGCAGAAUGGGUUCAAAGUCAUCAAGUGGGUCCACAACAAACCACCUGGGCAAAACUCUGAGCCCUGGUUUCAGCGUUGCAAAAGUCCGGUUGGCAAUCCCCAGCUCAUCCAGUUUAGCAGAGAGAUUAUUGACCUGUUGAAGAGUCAGCCAUCUUGCCUCAUGCCGAUCAGCAAAUUCAUACCUUCAUACCACCAUCACUUUGCUAAGCAAUGCCGAGUCUCUGACUACGGUUUCUCCAAGCUGCUGGAGCUUCUGGAAGCCGUCCCACAUGUCCUACAGAUAAUUGGAAUGGGUACCAAGCGUUUACUGACCCUCACCCACCGAGCACAAGUGAAGCGCUUCACACAAGACCUUCUUAAGCUGCUCAAGUUUCAAGCUAGUAAACAAGUGGCACUCAAGGACUUCAUGCAGGCAUAUCAUUGGUGCUUCUCAAGAGACUGGAGAGUCACAGACUACGGCAUAUGUGACCUGAUGGACCUGCUGGCUGAGAUCCCAGACACUACCAUCACCAUCACUAACCAGACCACCGACACGGUCAUCUCUGUUCCCAAGAGAGAGCGGACCGUGGAGGAAAUGGAGCGAACCAAGCAGUUUGCGAAGGAGGUGGUGGACCUUCUUCGGCAUGAGCCACACAGCCGGAUGCCGUUCAGCAAGUUCAUCCCAACCUACCACCACCACUUUGGCCGGCAGUGCAAGCUCAGCUACUACGGAUUCACCAAGCUCAUGGAGCUCUUCGAGGCAAUCCCAGACAUUCUGACGAUUUUGGAAUGUGGGGAAGAGAAGGUGCUGACUCUAACCGAGGUGGAGCGCAUCAAGGCUCUGGCGGCCCAGCUGGUCAAGCUUCUACGGGCUCAGAAGAACUUCAGUCUUUCUGUCAGCCAGCUGCUCAUAGAGUACAGCAAGACCUUCGGCUAUGGGCUUCGUCUGCAGGACUACGACACGGCUACGCUGCCCGCUCUGCUGGCCAAACUCUGCCAUGUUGUCAAGGUGGUGGACAGACCUGACGGUCGGGAAGUGCAGCUGAUCAACAGGAAGUCUCUGCGCCUGCUGACCACUCAGCUGCUGGCCCUGCUCAUGUCCCAGGAAAACGAUCACAUGACGAAAGGAAUGAAGGUGGAGGAGCUGAGUCACCAUUACCUGAGUGUUCACGGAGCCCAGCUCAAUCCCUGUGAAUACGGCUUUCUGUCUCUGAGCGAGCUGCUGAAGAGCCUGCCCUACCUCGUAGAGCUGUACUUUGAAGAAAGUGGUGGAAAUGUCGAAGAUCGCAGCAGCGGCGGCGGCCAUGGGGUUGAGUGGGUGAGGCUUACCAGACUCUACCAGUUUGCUUGUAACGUUCGGGCGCUGCUCCACACCUACCACUACAACCAGAUCUUCCUGACGGAGUUCCAGGGGGCAUACAGCAAGUUUACCGGCUGCAGCCUAGAACCUCGCUUUUAUGGAUACAUGAGCACUGAUGACCUGCUCAGCGCUAUUCCACAGGUGGUCUGGAUCAAAGGACACGGUCAUAAGAGGAUUAUCGUUUUAAAGAACGAUAUGAAAGCAAAGCCGAGCUCCUCAGGGCCCAGCAGCCCACAGCCAGGAGAAAGCAUGGAGAGUCCCAGGGACAGCCCCAUCAGCAGCACGACGUCAGGAACACAAAGUCCAGGUUGCGAUGCAGAUUCAGAGUUGCUCCGUCUAGCCUCGCCCGUUGACCUGUUGUGUGGUCCUGUGCCAUCCUGCCUGCCGUCACCUCAGCUCCAUCCUGACCCUGUUCUCCUGCAGCAAAUGGACCUGAUUGAUUUUGAGAGAACUCCACCUCCACAGCCACCAACAGAGCUGGAAUCCGUAGAGGCGGCAGCAGCAGAUGGUCCGUCUGAUCCGGCGGAGCAGCGCGGCGGUUCAGACGCUUCACCGUCGCUCCCUGAAGGGAAGAACAUUUUGUCCACGGACAGUCCUGGCAGGAGAGCUUCCCGCAGCAGAUUUAAACUAGCUGCCAACUUCUCCUUCACAGCAGGCCUCUGAUCCACUCAUUUGCUUGCACUUCAACACAAACACACACAGCCGUCAGUGUAACUCUAAAUGGAAGAGUUGACCAGCUCCAAACGGAUCCGUACCUUCCACAUGGCGACAGGCUGUUUCUGUUUCCUCCUCGGCAAGCUUUCGUCACAACGUUUCAUUAAAGUUCACCUAGCUGGUCUUGUUUUUGCAGAUUUUCUGCAAUUCUUUGAUUUGCAAACUGAUGUGCUGUAUCCUAGUUUUCAUCCCAGGAGCAGGCGAUUCUCGGAGGGCGCCCUCGGUUCUGAGCCGUAGUCGACAUGUUGAGGAACUCUGAGUUAUAAAAACUGAGUUAGUUUUCACUGUAUGGUUUUCAGUUUAUAAAACUGCAUUAGGAGUUACCAGUGAAACAUUCAAGGUCCCUUCUUUGCUCCCUGCCAAAAACAGAAACUUUCUUUUUAAAACCUUAGUUUCAACCUUUUGGCGCUUAGUCUUUGGUUGGUUAUAAUGAGCAAUCCAGCUGAAGAGUCGCAGCCUGAUUAAUUAUUUCUGAUUUUUAAAGUAGUUGGCCUCUGUACACUCCCCUGCAAUGUCUCUGCAGUGUGUUUUUCUUAGUUCCUUCUAAGUUUUUGCGGAGUCUGUUCAUCUGUGAAGGAGCUUGGGCCUAAAUGUGACGGUAGAUCCUAAACGACAAAGCCGGUAAUCUGCAGCCAGCAGCUCUGAAUGUUUGUCUUUAAGCUGUGUUUCUGUGCGUGUGUGUGUGUGGUGUACACUGGAGAGGAUGGAAUGAAAUGUGCGAGGUGUGCAUAAUUGAGUUUAUGCAAGGUGUAACCACAGAGUCGGAUGAGGAGAAGACAUUUAGUUUCAGGUCGGUCUUGAUUUUUCUACCGCGGUCUCACCCAGCAGCUGCCUCGUGAAGGUUUGAUGGGUUAACCUUUGCCACUAGUGGGCGCUGAAUCAGAGGUGGCCUAUUUAGAGGACAGCACACAGUCCUAAGUUUUUGAUUUUUAACGGCACAGUGACUAUGUUUUAGAGGAAAGGUGGUGGGGCAGGAGCAGAUGGAUUUCGGACUGUGGGGGGCCCUGAGAAGCCUCCUGCACUCACAGAGGGGGCCCUCCGCUGCUCUCUGGGGUCUGCCGGGCUUUUACAAUGGCUUGUAUUCGCCACGGCGCUGAAACGCGGUGCCAUCGUUCCUCCCUCUCAGGCGGAGUAGUUUUUAACUUGCAGGUGCGCGGUGGUCUCUGAUUUCUCUUCCUUUUCUUUUUCCGUUUCGCCCAUUGGCUGCUGGCUGCCGAAAUAUCUCCAGAUGUCGGCUGCGUGUGUGUGAAGUCUGGCACAAACCGGAUGUAACUGAAGUCGAAGCUGCUGCUUGCUGUAAACCUUUAGGGAUUGGGUCAAAAAGCCCAUGUAGGAAGUUUGUUUGCCUUGAUACUGGGUUUAGUCUGUUUAAAGUCGUUUUUUUUUUUUUUUUUUUUUUUUUUUUUACUCGGUGUUAAUAAGCUCCAUCUUGCACAAAUCAGAAUUUUUAAAAGUGACUCUUGUUGCUCCUUUCUUUUUGCACUGUUUUAGUGACCACCUGAAGGAAUCAUCAGUUCAAAGUAAUUGUUUGAAAUUAAUGACACAAAAGCAGAUUAAACAGAUCGGUGAACGUCUACAAAUAAUUAUUUUCCUCUUUUGUUUGAACUACAGUGACAACUAACUCCAUUUUAAUGAGUCCUCGAUACAGUUGGAUCACCGAGAACCUGCUGUACCUGUUGGAAUAUGCACUUCUGCAUAGUUUUAGUUGCUGAAAUACAUGUUUGAGAAGGGAUUUAAAUGAGUUCAUGUGUUAAAUUUCCUCAUAAGUGUUCUACAAAAGAUUUUAAGGAACUUUAUUUAUUCUACUGUUUCCUUAAAGCUUUAUGUUGCCAUGAGUGUUUUGUUUACCUCAGUGAUUCAUUGUGUCUGCAGUCGUCUGUCCCUUCAAAGUUUUUACUGCCUUGCUGCACCAACACUGUUGCAACAGUCAAAUGAUGUUGAAGUGACCAAAAAGAAUCGAUUAAUAAAAUUCACAAGCAUC
Messenger RNA from Xiphophorus maculatus (southern platyfish), 7611 nucleotides. It is a transcript of the gene marf1, whose product is annotated as meiosis regulator and mRNA stability factor 1. Gene Ontology annotation, molecular function: CCR4-NOT complex binding; RNA nuclease activity; mRNA base-pairing post-transcriptional repressor activity. Gene Ontology annotation, cellular component: cytoplasm; peroxisome. The record is from RefSeq and is a predicted model, not a curated record. Gene Ontology annotation, biological process: post-transcriptional gene silencing. Lineage: Eukaryota; Metazoa; Chordata; Actinopteri; Cyprinodontiformes; Poeciliidae.